Molecule: messenger RNA, 1851 nt
Organism: Aspergillus tubingensis
Lineage: Eukaryota; Fungi; Ascomycota; Eurotiomycetes; Eurotiales; Aspergillaceae
Product: putative protein phosphatase-1
Exons: 3
Coding region: 1-1851 (616 amino acids)
Source: RefSeq, a predicted model, not a curated record
AUGGGUACGGAGUCUUGGAAGACUGUAACCCUUGCCGAAUCUGCGAACCUCUGUCUAGAAUCUUUCACCAAAUGUCUCUCUCGGUUUGGCCAUCUCACCGUACGGGAGCAGUCAGCCAUCGAAGACCAAAUUGGACAAUUCUCGAUCUGGUCUUCCAAUAUAGGGAUCUUUGCAGCAGCGAAGAGCUCUCUUGAUUACCGUCUUUGCAAUGCGGCUCAGGUCCAACGACUGCUUCGCCGCUUGCUCCGGAUACUGAACGACCAUAUCGAGCGACUUUUGACAGCGAUAAAUAGCCCUCUUGAAGCAGGAACAACUCAACCGAAACCAUCUUCCUCUUUCUCUGAGGCUACUGAGGUGGAUCCUAUCAUCCGGGAAAUAGCAGACGAAAUCGACCUGAUCCACAAGCUUUCCAGAGCAAUACGCAUUGUGAGCAGAGAGUCCCAGUACUUAGGCACUUCAGCCUCUAAACUGUGUGAUAAUGUUAGCGGUGAUGUCAAGGGCUCACGCAUUAAUCAAUCUGACUUGGAGGUCAUUCAAGAUAAGUUUCCAAAGUGUGAUUACUCACUCCAAAGGAGGCUGGCAGCUACCAUGCUGCUACGUCGAAGGGAACAGGUGAUUCUCUACUGGAGCUCCCGAAACUGGAAUCUCUCCUCUCGAUAUUCUACUAUUCCAAAACGGGCCGUCUCUAUCCCAGAAUUAUCUCCAAGUCGCAACCAUAUGGAAUCCCCUCCAGUACUGCCAACAUCUGAGGCCAUAGAAGAAGAUUUUAGUGGCACCUCUUUGUUGAGACCGAUGACGAUACAGCUCGAAAAGUUCAAAGCACGACGCACCCUGUCUCGUCUCAGCUGGGCAAGCACAUCAUCCCUGAGAGACAGCGAUCUCCUCGAGUUUCCUCCAGCACAGCCAGCAUCUGAGGCCAAACAAGACAAUUCUAGUAGCUCCUCUUUGUUGAGCCCGAUUGUGCUAAAGUUCGAGAAACUCAAAGCACAACACACCCUGUCUCGUCUCAGCUGGGCAGACACAUCAUCCAGGAGAGACGCCGAACACCUCGCGUUUCCUCCCGCACCCAUCGAAUCAAUUCUUCAGAGAUUACAGACCCUCAACGAUAAUCAUAUAGCGACAGAAAAGGCGUUCCUACGGGGGAACACCAGCUACUCUCGUGGCGUUACACCACCUAUGCCUUCAAUGUUUAGCAAAGGCCAGCGUGAUUGGCGCGGGAUCAGCCUAAUGGAAUCAAAGCGGGAUCUGGAACGCGAGUGGUCAAUCUGUAUGGAAGGCGCAAGGAAUGUCAUCUGUCCUUAUUGUUACUGUGAUCUUCCUAGUUCAGUUGCCAUGAACCAGAAGAAGUGGAGGCCGCGAUGGCGUUGUGCCGCACGGGCGCACGGUGUCCUUGUCUUCUAUGAAAAAAGCGAGUACGAAGAGCACAUGCGCCGAAAGCACAAAAGCACCCAACCACAACUAGCCAUACUCGCUGAGAGAAGUAGUCGACCCUCUGGCCCUGUCUUUCAGUCCUGCCCGUUGUGUGGUGAAGGAAAUCGGGCUGAUCUCGAGGAGCACAUUGCUGACCAUCUUACAUACCUUGCAUUGAUGUCAAUCCCCUUGCCUAAGAGCCAAUCGACCGAUGAUCACAUGAAGAUGGCUGCAAAUUUGGAUACCGAUCAUCUCCGGGCCGGGGGCGCUGGACGGACCGAUUCCUAUCACUCUUUUGACGAAAGUGAAAUGGAAAAGGCAGGAGAUCCCUCCAGGCUCCCUGAAUCCCCCUUUGCCGUAUUGAAAGAGUCAAAACAAAAACAGACAAAGGGAAAGGCACCAGUGAAGGACCGUAAUCAGGAAGAAACUCACAGGAGGUAA